UGCAGCAGCGUGGUCUGCAGAGGGUUAAAUGAGCCUGAGCUGAAGGCGGCGGGCGGGCAGGCAGCAGUUUUGUGGGGGAGUUACCGAGUCUCGGGCUGCAGUAACAUCACAGCGCAUUCCAGAGCAGCCCAGAGCUGCCAGCGUCUUAUUAGGAGCCGGUGGAGGCUGUACGGGAAAAGCAGUCAGCUCGCCCAGCCUGUCAUCUAGUUAACGCUACGGUAUUAUCUGCCCUAUCCGCUCCACUGCUUCAGGAGGAGAAAUAGGAGAAGAAGGCUAUGGUUGGUGGUGAACGUGUUGCUGCUGUUUAACUUGAUAUUAUGGCACACGCAUAGCUGGACAUGGUCCAUUUCUGAGUCAGCCUUUGGUGAGCACACACCAGAGAGGAAAGAAAGAAAGAGAGCUGCUUUCGAUCGCCCCGUCACGUGAGGCCGGCCUACCAGCAUGUCUGCAGAGGUGGAGUCCAGCACGCCUCCGGCCGAGCAGGCACCCGUGAAAACGCCAUCCAAAAAAGAGAAGAAGAAGGCUGCAUCCAGCCCUGAGAAAACAGACGAGUUCCUGCUGGCCAGGUUCAAAGGUGAUGGCGUUCGAUACAAGGCCAAGCUAAUCGGAGUGGACGAUGUGCCUGAGGCCCGAGGGGACAAAAUGAGCCAAGACUCUAUGAUGAAACUGAAGGGCAAGGCGGCGGCUGCUCGCUCUCAGGGCAAACACAAGCAGAGAGUUUGGGUGAACAUCUCUCUCUCGGGAAUCACUAUCACGGACGAGAAAACGGGGGCAGUGGUGCUGGAACACGCGGUGAAUAAGAUCUCCUUUAUUGCUCGUGACGUGACUGAUAAUCGAGCGUUCGGCUAUGUGUGUGGCGCCGAGGGCCAGCACCAGUUCUUCGCCAUUAAAACUGCACAGCAGGCGGAGCCUCUCGUCAUUGACCUGAAGGAUCUCUUUCAGCUCAUCUUCAACAUGAGGAAAAAAGAAGCAGAGGGCUCAAAGAAGGAAGAACCAAAUAAAGUGGUAGAGAAUGGCAAUGAAGCUUCACAUACCAACAAUACAAAAGGUGUUGAACAGCUGGACUUGUUUGGAGACAUGUCGACCCCACCAGACUUACACUCUCCCUCGGAAUCUGAGGACAUCCUCUUGCUGGAUCUGUCCACUGAGAUAGACAGCAACCAGAACUGUGUGAAAGGAAACCCUUUUACCGGCUGCUCCUCUUCCUCUGCCCUCAGUGUCCAGUCCAGCCUCUCGCCUGAAAACCCCUUCUCCUCCCAGCACAGCUUCUUCCCCACCCCCAGCCAUGACCCCUUCAGCGACGACCCCUUCUCCAAAAACGGCGGCCGCUCAGCGACCGCUGCGCUCAACCACAGCUCCAGUCACUAUUUCAACGGCGGCCCUGCCAACGGCGACUCCGACUAUCUUGCCCAGCAGUUCGACCAGCUCUCCAACAGGACAGUCAUCCAGGCGCUCAGUAACGGCCAGUGGCCACUAGAUGCCAGAGCAGCGGAGGUGGACGCCUGGACUCAGAAUGGCAUACCUGUCAGGGAGCAGAACGGCCAUCACGGGACCCCAAACCCGUUUGUAGAGUCUGGGGAGAAGAACCAGCCUGUGCAGAACGGAGUGAAGCACGAGAACGGAGUCAAGCCCGAGCCGGCCACCAAGCAAACCAAGGAUUCAGUCAUCAUAAGCCCACCUCCGCUCAACACGAAAGCUGGCCGGGGCAGGAGGGCUGUUAAGUCCCCAACAAACGAACAGGCUGCAGUAGAUCCGUUCACUUCCUCCAGCCAGUCAGAAUCACCACCAUCUCCUCCACAGACAGACAGCACCCCAGCAAACUCCACCCCCUUUUUCAACAAGAGCCCCAGCAGCUCAUCAGAUGCCAUUGCAGGCCUCGGUGGAUUGUCUCUUGGACCCCCAUCUUCUGUUCCCACUCCUGGUGUAACUCCAUGGAGUCAGCCUCUCUCCUCCAUCUUGCCCUGCUCAAACAACGUCUCCCAGCCUUUCGUUCAGCCUCCACCCUUAUCCACCUCUCCAGUGCCCAACUGGGGUGGCAGUUCUGGUGUUUUUGGGACCUCCUCCACUCAGCAGCUGCCAUCCUGGGGCCAGACAGCCACCCCUGUCACUAAUGGAUCCUGGACCCAGAACUCCACUUUAGGAAAUCCUUUCCAGACCAGCAUCUUCCCUCCUCCAUCUUCAAACCUUAUGCCUGGGGGACAGCAGAGCCCUAGCCCACCUCCCCAGAUCCCACCUCGAGCCGCACCUGGUAAAGAGCCCCCUAAGAUUGACAGUAAUGCCUUUGUACACCUGGAUCCCUUGGGAGAAAGAGAAAAGAGGGACAUCAAGGACAUGUUCAAGGAUUUCCAAAUGGCCAAGCCGCCCAAUGCUCCAUUGAGGAAUGAGCCAAUAAAAGUUGGUGGCCAGAACCUUUUUGAUAACCCUUUUGGAGCUGGUCUGUUUGGAGGGCCAACAACUGCUACAACUGCUCCUGCCAUCAAGGCAGUGGGAUCUGAUCCCUUCAGAGACCCAUUUGGAAACCCCUUUGCAUGAUGGCUAUUCUUGUCCAUGUGUCCACAAGGCUCAAGGGCUCCUUUUGAACCACAAGGCUUUCCCCCAAAAAUGCGACCUGUUCCAGAGCAGAUCUCCAAGGCCUGGUGCUGCAGCCAUCCAUUCCUAAAGCUCCCCUUUAAACUCUCUACCCGACCCGAUGAAGUAGCACACAGACUCAGACCAACCUACAUGCAGUACUUGACUCCAUGACCAUGUCCUGUCUGGGAGGUAACUGGUAGUGGUUGCUUUGGAUUAUAUGAUUAUAUGGCGCUCUGCUAGUGGUUACCGUAGCCACUGCCAAAAAAGCACAAAGUCCAGCAGAGGAGACGAGUGAGUUCUCAUUGCACAAAUAAACGGAAGAAGACUUUGUUUGAAGACAAGUGGACAAACAGGAGCAUGCCUUACGUCACUCUUUUGUUCUUCAGUGCAGUAUUAUUCCUUGUUUUUGUGUAAUCCUUGUUUUUUUUCCAGAUGCUUUAUGAGUUUGUGUUUAUUUUAAACUGUGGGGUUUAUGACAGACAUAAUCAAUGAUAUAGUAGUGAGAUUUCUUCAGAUGAGCUGAACUUCCCAUUAAACAUUAGUCCUUCACAUUACUUGGUAAUUAUUAUUAUUUAAUGAUAUCUAAAUACCAACUGACAUGAUUUGAUUUGAUGAUGAACUCUGGACUGACAAAUAAUGUCACCUUGGUUUAAAAUGCUUUCCCACCAGUCUGCUCCACAUUGGUGACACCUGCACACACACACACUACUGUUCAAAAGUUUGGAAUCGCCUGUCAUAUUCAACAUUUUCUUAUUUAUAUACAAUGUUUUAGACAAUCCAGAUAUUCAUGUUGAAAUAAAUACCAAAAGAAUAUUUUAUUCAAAAUUUCUGUUUGGGAGGGUGUGAACACAGUAAUUGCACUCAGAUGAGGACAUUCUUCCUGUAUUUACUUUUUUCUGCUCUGACCCUGACAGAUCUAACAAAUAAGAGGUGAGAACAUUCUCACAGGGUUCGUCGUGAUGUUUUUUGGUGUGCUUUGAUUUUUCCGGUGUAAAAACAAACCAGACCAGGGGGAAUACGUUCGAAGUUUACAAAUUGUUCAAUGAUUUAGCCAAUGCAGACUUAUACAAAAAUUGUGAAAAAACCCAAAGGUGCUUCAUACUGCUUCAUAAAUAUGGUUCUUUAUUAAAUCAAAAUGGCUCUUCCAUGGCUAUUGCACAGCUUCUUUUAUCAUUCUGGCCACAAAAUUCAUCCCAGCUAACAGAGAAUUCGAUAUAUAUUAGAAAGUUUAGAUAUUUAGAUAAUUUAAGGUUCCAGAAAGGUUAGUCUGUAACGUUACAGAAAUAAUGUUCCAGGAAUGUUCUGAAAACGUUGUGGCAUAAUAGUAGUUUGCAUCACAGCUUCAUUUUUAGAGCGUUUCUCACAUAACGUUCCAAACUAGUCGAAUAGGGACAUUAUGGAAACAUUAAAAGUAACAUUCCCUAACCUCCUAAGACCUGAACAGUUGCAUGGCAUGCAUUUUUUUCUCUUUGCAAUUUAGGGCUAAUUAGCACCUGAUUAGUGUAAAAAAAACAAAUAUUUAUUAUCUUUUUACAUGAUGGAGUUUCUGAGAAGAAUGAUGUCCACAUAUGAGGACUUUAGUUUUAUAUUUCUAUAAAACACAAUGAAGUCGCAAUUAGUGUUUAACUGAAACACAUUUUGUGCUUGAACAUUUACUGUAUUUACAGUUCAUUUAAAUUUCUGAACAAAAAUCUUUGAAAUUUUUACGUGCUAAACUUCUGCCACCACUAGGUGACAGUAUAAUGGCCUCAUGAGAGGACAAGAGGCCCUUGUAGAGCAAACAUUUUGUGUUGUUGUUUAGACAAUCCAAAAUGUGAUGUCCACACAAAUAUUGAAACAUAGACACAUGUGACAUUGCAGAGACAUUACCAGAACAUUAAAAAAAACAUUAAAUAAAAACAAAAUAAAUAAGAAACAAGAACAUCCUGACAACUUAACAGAUUGAACGUUCUAAGAAAGUUUGCUGUAACGUUCAAAUUUUUUUUUUUUUACUAACCAAAAAUUCUUUGCUGACUACAUUGAUUCCAAACCAUUGAAUGGUAGUAAACCCAGUUUCUCACCGCAGCCACGAUCUCCAUUCACUGCUCUGUUAUUCUGUUAUUUAAUUCAGUGGACUGAGGUGUCCUGUUCCACUCUGUACUCUGUGACUAAGUAUUACGAGUCUUAAACUUCUCUAUUCUGUAUCUCUAUUCUCUAUUUGUGUUCAUUUGUUUUGCACGGACACUUAUCAGUCCGAAUCCUUCAGGUAGUGCUUGUACGAUACAAGGACAAAGCCGACGACUCAGCCUGGGUUUUGCUGCACUGUGUGUCGAGCUGAGCAUCGAGACCCAUUACAAUACUACAAUACGAUGUUCCACCAUGUUACUCUGUCCAGAUGACAUCAAAAACACGUACGGGAAGAACGGAUGCAGCACUGGGAGGUGAAGCGACUGGAGGCCUUCAUUAAUCACCGGCGUGCUUUCACCUCUGUGACUUUAGGGGUCAAAGAAACGGACGGAAAAGGAUCCAGAUGAUCCAUCCACCUGUACUGUACUGGAAGUUGAAGCAGGCCUUGUCAUAAAGAGCUAUUAGUGUGUUUGGAACUGUGCGUACUGUAUUUCUGUGUACAUAUAUAAAUAUAUUUACUCUAUUGUGCACUAUUGCCAUUUAUCUUGGAUGUUAUAUAACUGAAGCCAAUCAAAACUGUAGUUGUUGCAAUAAACUGGAAUUUCAGUUAGUGGAAUCUGUGGGCUCUAAAAAGUGCUCUAUUUAUCUGUAACACAAUUCCUAUUGGAGUAUAUUCUGAUAUGCCUUAGAAUAAAGUCAUGACUGGCUCUGUAAUAAAGGUCUGCGUGUCAGUGGUACCGUU
Messenger RNA from Astyanax mexicanus (Mexican tetra), 5419 nucleotides. RefSeq names its product disabled homolog 2. Gene Ontology annotation, biological process: negative regulation of canonical Wnt signaling pathway; positive regulation of endocytosis; receptor-mediated endocytosis. Gene Ontology annotation, cellular component: plasma membrane. The coding region runs from base 442 to 2532 and encodes 696 amino acids. The transcript is spliced from 15 exons. The record is from RefSeq and is a predicted model, not a curated record. NCBI's taxonomy places the organism in Eukaryota, Metazoa, Chordata, Actinopteri, Characiformes, Acestrorhamphidae.